UAUUAUUAUUAUUAUAAUAUGCAACACUUCUGAAGAUCACCCGUCGUCGCUGAAGGAACUGUGUUUCACAAGUGACCCGCAGAAACACUGCAAGAAAAAUGAACAGAAGCCGUGGAAUAUAACCGCGAUGGUUCUCCGACCGUUCGUCUCGUGGAGGCUCGUCUCUCGCCGCUGCGGUGCAAGAUGGGCCAAGUGGGCCGAGCGCGGGCCCUGCGUGGGAAUGGCGCGGUCCGGUUCAGAUAUGGCUGAGUUUCGAAAGGUCUUUUCCAAAGCCAAACACAUAGUGGUCAUCGCAGGGGCCGGUGUGAGCGCAGAGAGCGGGGUCCCUACCUUCAGGGGAGCGGCGGGCUACUGGAGGAAGUGGCAGGCCCAGGAUCUGGCCACCCCUGAAGCCUUUUUCCGGAACCCUUCACGCGUCUGGGAGUAUUAUCACUACCGGCGGGAGCUGAUGCUUACCAAGAGCCCAAACGCAGCGCAUGUGGCCCUUGCUGAAUGCGAGACGCGCCUCAGCCGGCAGGGACGCUCCCUCGUUGUCAUCAGUCAGAGCAUCGACGAGCUACACUGCCGGGCCGGCUCCCAGCACGUGCUGGAGAUACACGGAAGUCUCUUCAAAACCAGAUGCAUCAGCUGCGGGGACGUGGUUGUGAAUCAAAAGAGUCCCAUAUGUGCCGCCUUGGAAGGGAAGGGAUCUCCAGAUCCAAAUGCAGAGGAUGCAAAUAUUCCAGUCGAACUUCUCCCUAGGUGUGAGAAGAGCACCUGCAAUGGACUUCUGCGGCCCAGCGUCGUCUGGUUUGGAGAGACCCUGAACUCUGACAUCCUGACCCAGGUGGAGAAAGAGCUGGACAUCUGCGACCUGUGUCUGGUGGUUGGCACCUCCUCCAUAGUGUACCCAGCCGCUAUGUUUGCUCCUCAGGUGGCCACCAGGGGCAUCCCGGUGGCCGAGUUCAACCUGCGAACCACGCCUGCUACCGGCCGCUUCAGGUUCCACUUCUCGGGUCGUUGCGGGACCACCCUGCCUCUCGCCCUGGAACGCCAUGAAUCUGAAGUCAUCUGACAAAUCCCUUUUUCGAAGAUCCAAAUCAUGUCUUAACCAACAUUUCCAACUGCAGCUGGAGACAGGAGAAGAAAACGCAUGUGGGAGCCCACCCUGAGUUUGGGACUUUCACAGUUCUCCGCUGAGGCUCAUCUGUACACUUUAGUGCCAAGUUUAAUGCUCAGCUGGUGGUCUCAGGCACUAGGGAACAAGACUCAUUUAGAAAUAUGCUCAGCAUGAAAGUGAGCUAAAGUGACCAAACAUGCAGAGAUCUGCAAUUUGGACACAAUUCUAUAUUUUUUCUGGUAUCAUUUGCUGGCUGUUUGCGGGAGUAACACGUAGUGCUUAUUUCUUAUAUGUAGCAUUAGAAAGAGUUUUGUCAAACUGUUGCUUUAAAAUUUUUCUAGAGCUUAAAGUGUAACUCUGAUGCUUUGGAGCAAAGUUACAAAGUUUCACAGUGUUUUGUCGUAAAAUAAAGUGUUGCACAAAUAUUUCACAUAAGUGCCAAACCUUGAAUGCGGAAUAAAGUUUAGAGUGAAAUGAUGGGACCAAACUGCACCGAGUGGCUGGGAGCUUCAUGCACCAGCAGACCAGAGCUGGUCUUUCCACCACCGGAAAGAUAUUUCAGAAAUGUUACACUUCACAGCUGCAGAAACUCAUCUCACCUGAGCUUCUGCUUGUCCUUUGCAGGUUGAGGGUUGGAUCAGGUGCUGUGG
This is a messenger RNA of Scleropages formosus (Asian bonytongue), 1749 nucleotides long. Its product is annotated as NAD-dependent protein deacylase sirtuin-5, mitochondrial-like. The transcript is spliced from 9 exons. Bases 128 to 1054 code for a protein of 308 amino acids. The record is from RefSeq and is a predicted model, not a curated record. Gene Ontology annotation, molecular function: NAD+ binding; histone deacetylase activity, NAD-dependent; protein-succinyllysine desuccinylase activity. NCBI's taxonomy places the organism in Eukaryota, Metazoa, Chordata, Actinopteri, Osteoglossiformes, Osteoglossidae. Gene Ontology annotation, cellular component: nucleus.